GUCACUUUUGACAGGAGAAACAGGAGACAUACUCAUGAUCCUGUCAGCAAUUGAAAGUGAAUGACAAAGUUAAGCAAUAGUUAAUAGUUGCUGCGCAAUAACGAGGAUCGAGAGUGCAGCAUGGAAACCGGCUCCUCGAAGGAUGACUCAAGCAAUCAGGAUGAUUCUUAUUCGGAUGUUGACGAGGUUGAACCGAAAUUGAAGUACGUCAGAAUGCAGAAUGACAUCAAGGGGAUAUUAGUGAACGAUGCUGCGAGCUGUAUUGCUGUACAUCCUAAGUUCCUCUGCUUGGGCUCCCACUGGGGUCGAAUCCACGUCCUCGACCACCAAGGUAACAAUAUUCAAUCGAAGACUCUCCAGGCCCAUACAGUGGCAGUGAAUCAAAUUUCGAUUGAUCAUAAGGGUGACUACAUCGCCUCUUGUAGCGACGAUGGAAAAGUCUUCAUCUACGGUCUUUACACUGCCGACAACAAUCAUAAUAUGUCCUUGGGUCGUCUCGUCAAGUCCAUAGCAAUAGAUCCAGGCUAUUCCAAGCCCGGGGGUUCUAAGAAAUUCAUAACUGGCGACGACAAGCUCGUCCUCUACGAAAAGACCUUCCUCUCCCGGAUGAAGCUCUCGGUCCUAUGCGAUGCCGAAGGAGGUGUCCGGUCUGUUGCUUGGAUGGGGCAGUUUGUUGCCUGGGCGUCUGACACUGGUGUCAGGGUCUACGAUCUCAAUUCCAAGUGUUCAUUAGGGCUCAUCAAGUGGACGACUACACCGCCAGUACUGCCUGAGCACUAUCGUUGCAACUUGCGUUGGACAGAUUCUAGGACUCUGUUGAUAGGCUGGGUCGACACUGUCCGUAUCUGUCAAAUUCGAAAGCGCUCCACUCAAGAGACAUCCACCCAGAACCUCGCAGAAUUCCUCAUAGAUCCUGUCUCCACGUUCCAAGUAGAUUUCUAUAUAUCGGGGAUAGCCCCUCUGGAGACUCAGCUAGUUCUGUUGGGAUGUCCAAAAGAGCCUGACGAAUCUGGAAAGUCUCAGAGACCUACUCUUCACAUUGUCGAUCCCAAAUACCAGGACUUUCAGACGAUCUGUGCCAAUUACCUGACUCUAAGAGGAUACAAGGAGUACUCCUGCAAUGAUUAUCAUCUCGAUUGUUUACCUGAGGAAAAUCGAUUCUUCAUAGUCUCUCCAAAGGACAUAGUAAUCGCCUCUUUGUACGACUCCGAUGACAGAAUAGAGUGGCUCCUCUCCCACGGAAAGUUUGAGGCGGCCCUCGAGGCAGUCUCCCUCAAUGAGGGCAGAGACUGCGAACGUCACACAAUGAUCAAUGUAGGAAGAGUCUAUUUGGAUCAUCUCCUGGCCUCCCAGCAGUACGAGGAAGCUGGAAAGCUCUGUCUAAAAGUUCUGGGAAGGGACAAAAAACUCUGGGAAGAAGAGGUCUACAAAUUUGCGAGAGUCCACCAGCUCAGAUCAAUUUCCUCGUAUUUACCCCGGGGCGAUAUCACCCUGGACCCCCUCAUCUACGAGAUGGUUCUGUACGAAUACUUGAAGAUAGAUCCCGAUGGCUUUCUCCAAUUAGUCAAGGAAUGGUCUCCGAAACUUUACACAGUUGCUGCUGUUGUUAAUGGCGUUUUAGAACAUCUUCUUGUUCACAAUCAGAGGCAGAAUGUUCUUUUGGAAGCUCUAGCCAUUCUUUACUCCCACGACGGCAAGUAUGAUAAAGCGCUUGCGAUGUAUCUGAAGCUCAGGCACAAGGAUGUAUUCCAGUUGAUCCAAAAACACCAACUCUGGAGCUCGGUUCAUGACAUGAUUGAGGGACUCAUGGAUCUCGAUGCUGAGAGGGCUAUAGCCCUGGUUCUGGAUAAGGACAAGGUCCCUAGCGAUCUCAUCGUUAAGAAACUUCAGAAUAAUCAUAGAUACCUUUACAUGUACCUCGACGCACUCGAUAAGAAGGACAUGAAAGAUUGCAAAGGCAAGUAUCAUGGUAUUCUCGUAAGGCUAUAUGCGGAUUACUCGAGGGACAAGUUACUUCCCCUGUUGAGGAGGUCUGACAACUACCCCAUUCAGCAGGCUCUCGACAUCUGCAGUCAGAGGCAGUUCUAUCCGGAGAUGGUAUAUCUCCUCGGGAGAAUUGGAAACACUAGCGAGGCAUUGGCUCUUAUGACAAGGGAGCUAGGGGACAUGGAAGCUGCCAUUGAAUUCUGUCAAGAGCAUGAUGAUGAGGAGCUUUGGAAUGAUCUUAUCAAUUACUCAUUGAAUAAGUCUGAGAAUAUAACGUUUUUACUACAGAAAAUUGGACCGUAUGUGGAUCCCAGGCUCAUGGUACAGAGGAUUGAACCCUCUAUGCAGAUACCUGGUCUUAAAAAGGCCUUGAUUAAGAUGAUGUGUAAUUACAAUCUUCAAGUGUCGGUACAGGAAGGAUGCAAGAAGAUACUCUCUGGGGAUUAUUUCAAUCUCCACGAGAGACUCGUUAGGUCACAUCAGAGGGGAAUUUUUGUCGAUGAUGAUCAAAUGUGUGGAGCGUGUCACAGAAAGGUCAUUGUCAGGGAUCCAAGGAAUCUAGUCGUUUUUUAUUGUAAACAUCUUUUUCAUGAAGAGUGCUUACCGGACCUCGAUAAUGUCGAGAACUGCGUUAUUUGUAAUCCGGCGAAGGACAGGUUUAAGUGAAGAAAACAAAACUGAUAUAAUUUUUCUUGUUGCAAAAAUUUUUGACAAGAUUUUUUUCAGUUGAUAAGUGAAAAAUAUAUUGUCGUCAGCCGCUUGAAAAUUAUAUUAAAAAUAUUUUUGUAAAAAGUUAUCUUGAUUUCUCUUUAUUUUGUUGCAAAAAUGGGUUUUCUUCAUUCCAUUGGUAUUAAUGACGAAGCAAGUAAAUGAGACGUUUCCUGAUUGUAUAUAAUUAUCUAGUUGAACUAAAAAUGUCAGAAAUGUCGUGUGAAACAAUCUAGGAUAAUUAUUUUUUUAAACUCAAGGAACUCUUUUGUACAUCGACGAUUUUUUGGAAUUCUUAUUUGUCCUUGUUUCCUGAGCCAAAAAAUGUACCUAAUCGUAUUGCCUGUAUAUUGAAUAAACUAAAAAAAUUACUGAAUAGAAAGUGAAUUGUUUUUAAUUUUUUUUUAUUACUUCGUUUUUUCCUUACUAAUGUACAAUAACUUGGUGCCUGGUGGCCAAGCGUAACGUUACGACACGAUUAUUUCAAUUUGCAGUGACAAAUUUCUGUUUUUAGCUAAAGGUUUCGAACAAUCACAUCCAGUGAUGGAUUAACAAUUGAAGGGCGUAUGAAUAAUUCAAAUGGAUUACACUAUACAAAUAA
Diachasmimorpha longicaudata is the source of this 3295-nucleotide messenger RNA. RefSeq names its product vacuolar protein sorting-associated protein 41 homolog (gene lt). The coding region runs from base 121 to 2652 and encodes 843 amino acids. Gene Ontology annotation, biological process: cellular response to starvation; endosomal vesicle fusion; intracellular protein transport. Gene Ontology annotation, cellular component: late endosome; HOPS complex. The transcript is spliced from 3 exons. The record is from RefSeq and is a predicted model, not a curated record. Lineage: Eukaryota; Metazoa; Arthropoda; Insecta; Hymenoptera; Braconidae. Gene Ontology annotation, molecular function: protein binding.